Molecule: messenger RNA, 3776 nt
Organism: Durio zibethinus
Lineage: Eukaryota; Viridiplantae; Streptophyta; Magnoliopsida; Malvales; Malvaceae
Product: calcium-transporting ATPase 4, endoplasmic reticulum-type-like
Cellular component (GO): membrane
Molecular function (GO): ATP hydrolysis activity; ATP binding; transporter activity
Source: RefSeq, a predicted model, not a curated record
AAUGAGACUGUAGAGGGAGAAAAAAAAGAGAGGAUUUUUAGCCAUUGAAUCGUUCUUUAAUCAGAUCUCUCUCUCUCUCUCUCUCUCUCUAAAAAAAAAACAUUAUUUUUACGAAGUAUAAGAAUAAGUGAAAGAGAAGGAAUUGAUAGCUGAAUGGAAAGAUAGAAACUCCAAAAUUCUGGUCCUGUAUUGAAGAAAGUAAAUAAAGUUUCAGCUUUUAUGUUCAUCUAUCUUGAUAUUUCUUCAAUUAUUUGAAGAAUUGUUUUCUUUGGCAUUGAAUUUCAAUGGGGAGAGGAGGGGAAGACUAUGGGAAGAGAGAAAAUGCCAUUGCUGCCUCUUCCGAGCAGGAGACUUUUCCUGCUUGGGCAAGAGAUGUGAAACAAUGCGAAGAGAAGUACCAAGUGAAUCGAGAAUUAGGAUUAUCAAGUGCUGAAGUUGAAAAAAGGAGGCAGAUUUAUGGAUGGAACGAGUUAGAAAAACAUGAGGGCACAUCAAUAUUUAAACUGAUUUUGGAGCAAUUUAAUGACACAUUAGUUAGGAUAUUAUUGGUUGCUGCAAUUAUAUCAUUUGUUUUAGCGUGGUAUGAUGGUGAAGAAGGAGGGGAGAAGGAGAUAACAGCUUUUGUGGAGCCGCUUGUUAUUUUCUUGAUCUUGAUAGUGAACGCCAUUGUUGGAAUAUGGCAAGAAAGUAAUGCGGAAAAAGCAUUAGAGGCUUUGAAGGAAAUUCAAUCAGAGCAUGCAGAUGUAGUUCGAGAUGGCAAGAAGUUGUCAAAUUUACCUGCAAAGGGACUUGUCCCAGGUGAUAUUGUGGAGUUGAGAGUUGGUGAUAAGGUACCUGCAGAUAUGCGGGUUUUGAGUUUGAUAAGCUCAACUGUAAGAGUUGAACAGGGGUCAUUGACUGGAGAGAGUGAAGCUGUGAGCAAGACUGUUAAAGUUGUUCCUGCGAAUUCAGAUAUUCAAGGGAAGAAAUGUAUGGUUUUUGCUGGAACAACUAUGGUCAAUGGAAACUGUAUUUGCUUGGUCACCCAGAUUGGCAUGAAUACAGAGAUUGGGAAGGUGCAUUCACAGAUUCAUGAAGCAUCACAGAACGAGGAAGAUUCCCCAUUAAAGAAGAAGUUGAAUGAGUUUGGAGAGGUUCUGACAAUGAUAAUUGGAGUGAUUUGUGCAUUGGUUUGGCUUAUUAAUGUGAAAUACUUUCUUUCUUGGGAAUAUGUUGAUGGAUGGCCAAGAAACUUUAAGUUCUCAUUUGAGAAGUGCACAUAUUACUUUGAAAUUGCUGUGGCAUUGGCUGUCGCUGCCAUUCCAGAAGGUUUACCAGCAGUUAUUACAACAUGUUUGGCACUGGGAACCCGGAAGAUGGCUCAAAAAAAUGCACUUGUCCGGAAGCUGCCUAGUGUUGAGACUCUUGGUUGCACAACUGUUAUCUGUUCUGAUAAGACAGGAACUUUGACUACCAAUCAGAUGGCUGUUUCAAAGCUUGUUGCUAUAGGUUCAAGGCCUGGCACUCUGCGAUCUUUUGAUGUGGAUGGGACUACAUAUGAUCCUUUUGAUGGGAAAAUACGAGGCCGGCCUGUUGAUCGAAUGGAUGCCAAUCUUGAAAUGAUUGCAAAGAUUUCUGCUGUUUGCAAUGACGCUGGUGUUGAGCAAUCUGGGAAUCAUUAUGUUGCAUCUGGAAUGCCUACAGAAGCAGCACUAAAGGUUCUGGUUGAGAAAAUGGGAUUUCCUGAAGAGUAUGGUUCCUCUUCAGGUCAUGGGUCUCCUCAACGCUGUUGUCAACUGUGGAACAAAUUGGAGCUAAGAAUUGCAACACUUGAGUUUGACCGUGAUCGAAAGUCCAUGGGAGUUAUUGUGAAUUCUAGCUCAGGACGAAAGUCGUUGCUAGUAAAGGGUGCUGUAGAGAAUUUGUUGGAGAGGAGCUCUUUUAUUCAGCUACUUGAUGGCUCUGUCGUAGAACUAGAUCAAUAUUCAAGGGAUCUUAUUUUACAUAGUCUCCAUGAAAUGUCAACAGAUGCAUUACGUUGCCUUGGUUUCGCGUAUAAGGAAGAGCUUUUUGAGUUUGCAACAUAUAAUGGUGAUGAAGAUCAUCCAGCUCAUCAGCUUUUGCUUAAUCCAUCCAAUUAUUCUUCAAUUGAGAGCAAACUUAUAUUUGCUGGUUUAGUUGGGCUAAGAGAUCCUCCUCGGAAAGAGGUUCGACAAGCAAUUGAGGACUGCAAAGCUGCUGGGAUUCGUGUUAUGGUGAUUACAGGAGACAACAAGAGCACAGCAGAAGCUAUUUGUCGCGAAAUCGGUGUAUUUGGGUCUCAUGAAGAUAUCAGUUCAAGAAGCUUAACUGGAAAGGAGUUUGUGGAUCAUCCUGAUCAGAAAAAUCACCUGAGACAGAGUGGAGGUCUCUUAUUUUCUCGGGCUGAGCCAAGGCACAAGCAAGAAAUAGUGAGAUUGCUGAAGGAGGAUGGUGAAGUGGUUGCAAUGACUGGGGAUGGAGUUAACGAUGCUCCUGCCUUGAAGUUGGCCGAUAUUGGAGUAGCAAUGGGUAUUGCAGGGACAGAGGUUGCAAAGGAAGCCUCUGACAUGGUGCUAGCAGAUGAUAACUUCAGCACUAUAGUUGCUGCAGUUGGUGAGGGCAGAUCCAUUUACAACAAUAUGAAGGCUUUUAUAAGGUACAUGAUCUCCUCCAAUAUUGGUGAGGUUGCUUCUAUAUUUUUGACAGCUGCUUUGGGUAUUCCAGAAGGCAUGAUCCCUGUUCAGCUUCUCUGGGUUAAUCUUGUUACUGAUGGACCUCCAGCGACUGCUCUAGGGUUCAAUCCCCCAGACAAAGAUAUAAUGAAGAAGCCUCCUAGAAGAAGCGAUGACUCAUUAAUCACUGCUUGGAUCUUAUUCCGCUACCUGGUUAUAGGAUUAUAUGUCGGGAUAGCUACAGUAGGGGUAUUCAUCAUAUGGUACACGCACCACACCUUCUUAGGCAUUGAUCUGAGUGGCGAUGGCCAUAGUCUCAUUACCUACUCCCAACUUACCGACUGGGGUCAAUGCUCUUCGUGGGGAAAUUUCUCAGUAUCACCAUUCACAGCAGGUUCCCAAGUGUUCAACUUCGAUACAAAUCCAUGCGAUUACUUAAAGUCAGGAAAAAUCAAGGCCUCAACUCUUUCCCUCUCUGUCUUAGUAGCCAUUGAAAUGUUCAAUUCCCUGAACGCCCUCUCCGAAGAUGGAAGCUUAUUGACAAUGCCUCCUUGGGUCAAUCCAUGGCUUCUUCUGGCCAUGUCAGUGUCAUUUGGGUUGCACUUUUUGAUUCUCUACGUGCCAUUCCUUGCUCAAGUAUUUGGAAUUGUUCCCCUCAGCCUCAACGAAUGGCUCCUCGUAAUAGCGGUUGCUUUCCCGGUCAUUUUACUGGAUGAGGUUCUCAAAUUCAUAGGAAGAUGUACAGCCAGGUCGCGCUAUUCUGCUGCAAGAAAAUCGUCAAAGCAUAAAGCUGAGUGAUCAUACAGUAGUUGUAGCAACAUUUAGAUGCUACUUUUAAUAGACGCUCAAGUUUCCAUGAAUUCUACUUGCCCGUUUCUUCAUGUUUCAUUCAAAGCAAGCAAUCUAUUACUUUAUCGUCUGUCUGCAGUUGACAUAAGUACCAUGUUCCGCAGUUAUUACAGUAAUGAACACUAAUAAAACACCCUCAUUAACUUCUAACAGUUAAACCGACCAUAAAAACACCAGCAUCAUAAACUAGAAAAUGGGUAAAAUUCAAGUCAACUUUCUGGCUAUUUUCCUUCCCAAUGUCUCUUAAAAUCAGUA